UAUUGAUGUCACAUGCAAUUUCGAUAGCGAUAAUAUUGGUAAUACAAAUUUGCCGGCGCGACGACAACUGAGCCGGCAUUUUAGUUAUAGUUCCUAAUUAUAUAUCAAACAUUUUCGAUUGUAUCUAAUUCUGUGUGAAGUGUGCGACUGUCUGUCCAAGAAAGAAACCCGCAAAUCUGGAUGCAUGCAAUGAGAUGAUUGCCGUCGCAGAGCCGCCACAGGAGUUCAUUCCUCGCGGUCGUCAGGCGGCAGAGGAUCAUCCAGGCCCCACAGAACCGCCAUUACCCAAAUAUUUGCCUGCCGAGCAUUUGCUAUUGCAGCGAUUGCAAAAUGUUAACAUCUCUGCCGCUACCGAAGAACCGCAAGAAUUCUGGUGCAUACGCGAAAUCUACGAUGACUACGACGCCAGCUAUGAGCGCGGACAGCGCCGUCAGCAAUUAAUCGAGCAGACUAAGAAGUGUGGACCCAAUGCCGCGGCUGCCACGCAAUUAACAUCGCUGCCGCAGGAGUUGCUGGAGCCCAUUAAGCACCGUCGCGAGGAUCCCAUGUGCGAUUACAUUGUGAACAACGAGGAGGAGUUGUAUGUGAACAAGCAUACGGUUAUAUGGACGCAGGGACUGAAUGAUGAUGACGAUGGCGUGCAACGGCGCAUGUGCUUCACCUGUGAUACACCAGUGAAGUUUGCCUGUUUCCUAAAUCGUAACUUUGUACGUGGCCGCUUGGCUCAGCUGCGCGCCGCUGUCCAACCGGAGGACAAGCUAACAGCCAUUUGUGUGGUGGAUCAGGAUGCGUUGCGCGUCUACUGCGAUGAUGGCGACGACUUUCUGGCUAAUCUCGAUUUUCCCGUUUCGCAUCUGUGGCAAACAACACAUGGCCUACUGCUGGAAAAGGAAUCUAGCAAUGCGCUCGUCUCCCAUUUGUCCAUACCAAUGCCACGCCUAUUCUCCAUGUCGCAUCCCCUGCACGAAGCUUGCCCGGUUGUGCAUAAGACAGCCACGAACUCAAAGGGCUACAUGACCGAACCCGAAUACAGUAUUGUCUUCACAGCCGAAGAGUCGGAUCUGGUGCUGAUCUACGAUGCAAAGUUCUGCAAGCAUUUUGUUGCCCGGCUGCGUAAAGUGACGUCCGAGGAGGUGAAUUAUGUGAGCCAGCAGCAGCAGGAGCUGCUCAGCCAAACGCUGCAGGGAAAUCGCACUACACCGGGCUCAAGCACCUUGCACAGCUUCAGCUCCACCAAACUGACGGGUGCCACUUCAAAGCUGAGCACCACCUCGUUUCUGGGACGCAACAAUCCAGCAACGCCCCCGCUUAAUUUCUCGAAAUAUGGCCUCAGUCAGUCGCAAUCGUUUAGCGGUGUGCUGGGUCAAUCCAAUCGUGCCUCGCUGGGUGCACCCCUCAGCCAGCUACAGAACAGCAUUAGCCAGCAUUCGGUGUCCGUUAAGGAUAUGCGCAAGAUAACGCACGUUAAACCGGCCAAGCCCAUUGAGCCGGAGAUGUGCUUGGAACACAUCUGGACAGAGAAUACAUACGGCACGCAACGUGAGUUCUGCGAGAUGGCGACGCGUGCCUUUAUCCACACGGAUCUGGUGGGUCAGACGUAUUUGUGCUAUUUGCUCGCACGCAGCUGCCGCUUGCAAAUGGUGCUGAUCAAUGGCUACGACACCAGCGAAAUGCAAUUGUCCACAUUGGCGUCUACACUGCCCGCCAAGGAUGCAGUCGGCUUGCAGCGCAUGCAUAUGAUAGCUGUACUGGAUCCUGGUGGCAAUCUUAUACUCUAUACGGGCACUGUGCUCAUCUCCAAAGUGCACAUAACACCACAGUUAACUACUGCGCCACAGACUAUUCACAUUGCCACGCCCACGCCGACAACAACCCCCACUCCGCAUACGCCGCUGCAAGCAACGACGGCAACGGCACAGCUUAAAAUAGCCAACAGUUCCUUUGUCGAGGUGCGUCGCAGCAGCCUGUUGCCCACGAAGGCGGCAUCCGAUCUGAAUGCCUUCGAUGAGGAGCUGGAGCUGCACAUGCUCUCGCCCAUACAUCCGCAGCCCAUGUCCUAUACCCAACGACAGGCUCACAACAUAUGCAAAGCGUUGCGUGAUCCCGCUGGCAAUCGAUUGACAUUGGUUUAUGCCACUGGGCGGAUGCUGCGCAUUGCUUUGCCGCUGCUCAACGAUACACGCCUUAUCACGCGCUGCAUAGCUGCGUUGCGCCAAGUCCUUAAUUCCACACAGUUCUUGCACUUUAUCAUACGUUGGUAUAGUGCACGCAAUCCGCCUGGUUCGCAGGACUACAGCAUCGAGCAGGAGUGGCAGCUAUUUCGCAGCACCCUGCUGGGCCUGAUGGGCUGCAUGGGCACGGCGACGACGACGACAACAACAGCGAUGUCAGGUGAUGAGACAGUCGAUGUGGACGAGUCCUAUGCACGCUGUGCCACACCGCCAUUGCAUACGUUUGCGGGCGCCGCACAGGAUGAGCCGAAGAAGCGACGCAAGUACAACGAUUGCGAGUCCUACACUGAUGAUGAUUGGGAGUUUAUGUUGCUGCAGACUGCAUUAUCCGCCUGUCCCUCCGAUCCGGCGCACGCCUACAGCGUGGAUGUGACAGCUCCAUUGUUUCGUAUGCUGCCAGCCAUAUUCUAUGGGAUGCAUAUGCUCUACGAGGACCUCAAACUUGAUUCGGUCUUUCAGAGUGCGCUCAUCUAUCUGGCAUCGUUUCUGCAUCAACUGGCAAUUGACAUGCAACUCGAUAGUUACAUAAUGCACUAUCAUCUGGACUUUCCAGAGCUGACGCAUAAGACAACCAAGCUAACCAUGAUGAACAGCGACCAUGGAGCUUUGAUGCUCUACCAGGAGCUGCUCCGAAUGCCAGCACCCAGUGUGUAUGUGCAGCUGGAGCAUGUUCUAUUGGACAGACAGGAGGUGCCGCCGCUUAGCUAUUUGGAGUGCAUCAAUGAGCGCAGCCGGAAUCUGGUUCAGCUCGUCUCGCUGAUAAUGCACGGCCAAAGCAAGCUCAAGCACUGGUGGCAACUGCUCGAGAUCUUUGACGCAGUCCAAUCGAACUUUGCCAAACGCCCCAAGCGCAGCAUCUCGGCGGAUGUGCCGCGCUGUCAUCAGGUGCUGGAGCUGUUGCUGUGCAUGCAGCUGACCAGACGUGAUAUCGAACGUCUGCCUGCUGCGGUGCAUUUGGUCAUUGCUGAGGCGCUGGAACAGGCGCGUCUCAUGCCGCCCAUGGGCAGCAGCAUGGCCACCUACGAGCUGAUACUGCGACCUGAACUGGCUGCGCAUGCCCAAUUACCCUUUCUCGAAACCACACUGGGUCAGCCGCAUUGUGGACGUGUCUACAAGGAAGAUUCGCUGUCGCCACGCAUUGCGCCAAGCAGCGGGGAGUGGCCGAUGCCGGAGCCAGAGUCCGACCAGCUGCGACACGAUGGCAUGGACAAUAUGGACACGAAGCUUUUGCGUUUACGCUUUCCCGACGACAUGCGCGUCGAGGAGGUGCGUCGUCUACUCAACAGCGCCGAUCCAGUUGCGAUUGAGGUGCAACAAUCGCCAGGCACCAGCGAUCACGAAUUCAUCGAGGAGCAGGAGAAACAAUUAUUCGCGCUAUGUGCACGCACCAUGACGCUGCCCCUGGGCCGUGGCAUGUUCACUUUACGCACCCUAAUGCCGCGGCCAAGCGACAAUAUGCCCAUGCCCAAGCUCUGUUUGGUGGGCCGUGAGCCAGUUAAGGGCACCACCAUUGAGAUGCAACAGAUUGAGUUUCCGGCCAAUAUGCACAUGUGGCCAUCAUUCCAUAAUGGCGUCGCCACCGGGCUAAAGAUCUCGCCACAAGCGUUAGAUAUCGAUUCCACAUGGAUUGUCUACAACAAGCCAAAGACGCAGGCGAACAAUGCCUUGGAGCAUGCGGGAUUCCUAAUGGCCCUCGGCCUCAAUGGGCAUCUCAAGUCGCUGUCCUUUAUGAGCGUCUACAAGUAUUUGGUCAAAUGUGAUGAGAUGACCAGCGUUGGCCUGCUACUUGGCAUCUCGGCAGCGCAUCGCGGCAGCAUGGACACCAAGACAACCAAAUUGCUGAGUGUCCACCUGGAGGCGCUGCUGCCGGCCACAGCCAUGGAGCUGGACAUACCACAAAGUACUCAAGUGGCUGCUCUGAUGGGCAUUGGCCUGCUCUAUCAGGGCUCGGCGAAGCGGCAUAUAGCUGAGGUGCUGCUCCAAGAAAUUGGACGUCCUCCUGGUCCUGAGAUGGAGAAUAGCGUGGAACGUGAAUCCUAUGCAAUGACUGCCGGUCUGGCACUUGGACUAGUUACACUGGGUCAGGGGGAAUCUCCAGCUGGAUUGCGUGAUCUGCAGCUGCCGGAUACGCUGCAUUAUUAUAUGGUCGGCGGCGUUAAGCGACCCAUUGGCGGCUCGCAGAAGGAGAAAUAUCGCCUAGCCUCGUUUCAGGUGCGCGAAGGUGAUAGCGUUAAUAUCGAUGUCACCGCACCGGGUGCUACCUUGGCACUGGGUCUGAUGUUCUUCGAUUCGGGCAAUACGGCAAUUGCUGAAUGGAUGCAGCCGCCGAAUUCGCGCUAUCUGCUAGAUAUGGUUAGACCUGAUUUCCUUCUGUUGCGCACCAUUGCACGUGGCUUGAUACUUUGGCAGCAGGUGCAGCCGGACAACGAUUGGUUCCAGGCCCAAUUUCCACAGGCCCUGCGGCCACAUCUGCGUCUGCCCACGCGCGAAGAUGAGCCACCCGAGGAUAGCGACGUGGAUUACGAAGCCAUUACGCAAGCCUAUUGUAAUAUCUUGGCUGGUGCGGCCUUUUGCAUUGGCUUGAAGUAUGCAGGCAGUGAGCAUCCAGUGGCCUUCACCACUUUGCGCACUGUCAUCAAGGAAUUCCUCAGUUUUCCGGGCACAUCGAUGGGCGAGUGUGCCGGUCGAACCACCAUCGAGAGCUGUUUGAUGGUGCUGCUCAUAUCCAUAUCGUUGGUCUUUGCCGGCUCUGGCAAUUGUGAAAUCUUGCGCAUAAUCCGGUUCUUAAGAUCACGCGUUGGCCCCCAAUAUCCGCAUAUAACCUAUGGCUCUCAUAUGGCAAUACAUAUGUCGCUCGGACUGCUGUUCCUGGGCGCCGGCCGCUUUACCAUUGCCAAAACACCAGAGUCCAUUGCAUCUCUGGUCUGUGCCUUCUUCCCCAAGUUUCCCAUACACAGCAACGACAAUCGAUAUCAUUUGCAGGCGCUGCGUCAUCUCUAUGUGUUGUCCGUGGAGCCGCGUCUAUUCCUGCCACGCGACAUAGACACUCAUCAGCUCUGCUUGUGCAACAUUUCGGUAUUGGAGGUGGGCUCUACGAAGCUGCGCCGCCUUCCCAUUGCUCCUUGCAUUUUGCCAGAGUUGCGUACGCUUCAGCAGGUCAUUGUAGAUGAUGAGAACUAUUGGCCGAUCUGCUUUGAACGCUCGCGUAAUUGGCAUCAGCUAGAAAAGGCAUUGGAGCUAAGUGCUCCUAUUGAUAUAAAGAAACGAACUGGACGCCUAUCACAUCUAGAGGAUCCGGAUCGUUUGAAGAGCAUGCUAGCGCAAACGUUGACCAUGGAGCAAAGCAUUUGCUGGCAGGUGGAUGUGAAUGAUUUACAGCAGUUUGCCAGCGAACGGCUGGUGAAGCCCUUUCUCAGUCGCUUUCUGGACACGAAGGGCACGGAUCUCAGCUAUGCGGAGCUGAGCAAGCGGCAUCAAUUGAUGCUUCUAUUCUACAAUGCAGUGGUCAAGGAUCGUAUGCAUCUGUUGCCCGUAUACCUAACGCUCUACGAUCAUGUCACCAAGCAGAUGGCCAACAACAACGAUGUGUGGCAGGUGAAGCUAAUUGAAGCAUACUUGGGCAAAAGUCCCAAUGAUGAGCAUUCGCUCAUCUCUGUGGAACUGAUACAAAUGAUGCAAGAGAUUUCAAGGCUGAGUCUGGAGCAAGCGGCACGCGAAUUUUGUGUGCCAUUGCGCGAAUUUCUGACCCAGAAGCGUCUGGAGCCAAGCUAUGUGGCCAGCAUCUGUGCACAGGAUCUGCAGCGUGUCUUUUGUGUCAUCAAUUAUUUUAAUUUGAUGCCAAAUAUGUUAAGUAGCAUUGACCUGAGCAGCGGUCCGGUUAACUAUCUACGCAUCAUGAUCGAGUUUAACAAAUUGCAGUUAAGUCCGCACACCAUAUAUGGUGUGCUUAAAAUAUUCCAAGCUUUGGCCACCGAAGGUGCUGAACAACAGCAUGAGCCUGUUUUCUACACAUUCAAAUAAGUGCACAAUUAUCUUGACUAUCGCUCAAAGGCUUAAAACCGUUGGCAGCCCCACGCCAGUUAUUCAAUUCUUAGUUUAAGCUUUAACGUCGAGUUACAAUACUGUCUGUUGUGUUUCGCAGUACUUGAUAUACUUAAAUGCCUUUAACACAGAGAUUUGCUGUUCAAAUUAUCAAAAUAAGAAAUGUAAUUUAUCUAAAAAAAAAAACGUUGAAGUAAACCCAUGUAAAACCAUUUAUAAAACUGGUUUGUU
Messenger RNA from Drosophila hydei, 6503 nucleotides. RefSeq names its product anaphase-promoting complex subunit 1 (gene shtd). Bases 195 to 6251 code for a protein of 2018 amino acids. The transcript is spliced from 8 exons. Gene Ontology annotation, cellular component: anaphase-promoting complex. Gene Ontology annotation, biological process: protein K11-linked ubiquitination; metaphase/anaphase transition of mitotic cell cycle; anaphase-promoting complex-dependent catabolic process. The record is from RefSeq and is a predicted model, not a curated record. Gene Ontology annotation, molecular function: molecular adaptor activity. Lineage: Eukaryota; Metazoa; Arthropoda; Insecta; Diptera; Drosophilidae.